AUGGAUGCAUUUAUGAAAAAAACAUCUGAACAUACACAUGCACCUUAUCCAGAUCGAGUUCACGCCAUGCGAGUUAAAAAUGAAAUAAAAGGUCGUAGUGCAUCAUCGGAUGAAACAACCAGUACAAUAUUACUCGAUUCUUUAAGAGCAAUGCAACUCGAUGAAAAUGGUCAUUUACCGCUUGUAUUCCGUCAAACUGAUCGUGGUGAAAACUUUGUCUUGCACGAAGAUGAUGAUUCAAUAGUUAUAUUUACAUGUGAUAAAAAUCUAUCCGUUUUAAAGGAAUAUCCACAUUGGUUUAUGGACAGAACAUUUAACAUUUGCUCAAAAAGUUUUUAUCAAUUAUUUACCGUACAUGGAAUGUAUUCACUUCAAAUUAUUCCUUUUGGUAUAUGUUUUACUGAUUGGGAAAAAUAG
Messenger RNA from Adineta ricciae, 417 nucleotides. NCBI's taxonomy places the organism in Eukaryota, Metazoa, Rotifera, Eurotatoria, Adinetida, Adinetidae. The record is from the annotation of a GenBank genome assembly.